GAAUAACAAAAGGCAAAAUAAGAUAUCACAAAAAGUUUGCAAAAAUGCUUUAUCAGCUAAUCUUUCAACAAAUUCACAACCAACACUAAUCAUUGCAUCAAUUUUAUGGACAAUGAUUGCUAUCCUGUUUCAGUUCAUUCAUGAUCUAUUGAUUGUGGUGACAAAUUACUUUUGGAAUACAGAUGAAACAACUGCACAUCAACAAUAUUUCGCAAUAUCCGAUACUAGUACGAGGAUCAGAGAAAUGAAAAGAAAUGAAAUCGUAAAAAAGAAAUGUGAAGAUAUCAAAUAUCUGAGACAAUGGCCUAACGUUCCCAAAGUAGUAAAUGCAUUUACUAAUGUUGACCAUUGUUAUGGUGAGCAUGAUGUGACGAUCUACCGUAAAGAUAUCUUUCCAAUAGAUUCUGGCAUUAGUUCACAACAUAUUUCACCUGCGAACACAAAUGAAACAUCAUCCGAAGGUAUCGAAGAAUGUGAAAUAGUCCAUAGAUCAUUUCAACAUCGUGGAAAAGAAUGGAAUUGGAAUAGAAGUGAUUGCGAUCACAUAACGUCAAGAAAUGGUGCUUGUCACGUAUCACGUAAACUAACUGCAGCAUGUCAAAGUUCCUUUAUUAGACCAUCUUCUCGUUCAUCGAUACAUCGAUCAUUUCGUGAAGAAUUAUCAAUCACACGUCAUGUUUCCCGUGUCCGAAAUGCACACAACAAACGGGCUAAAUCAGCUGUUGCAGUUACCCGGCAUAAAAAAACUGAAUCCGAAAUGGAAUCUCAUCAAAAUAAUCCUACCUUUUACGAUGAUUUUGAUCAGUUUUACCGAAAAUGAUAUGGUGGAAACUAACAUGAUAGAUUGAUACGGAACAUCGGACAAAAUCUAAUUGUCUACAAACUUCUGGUUUCUCUUUUGCUCACAGAUCUAUG
Messenger RNA from Loa loa (African eye worm), 915 nucleotides. RefSeq lists its product as hypothetical. The record is from RefSeq and is a predicted model, not a curated record. NCBI's taxonomy places the organism in Eukaryota, Metazoa, Nematoda, Chromadorea, Rhabditida, Onchocercidae. Bases 113 to 820 code for a protein of 235 amino acids. The transcript has 5 exons.